Molecule: messenger RNA, 954 nt
Organism: Lepus europaeus (European hare)
Lineage: Eukaryota; Metazoa; Chordata; Mammalia; Lagomorpha; Leporidae
Product: olfactory receptor 5B2-like
Exons: 1
Coding region: 10-954 (314 amino acids)
Biological process (GO): sensory perception of smell; G protein-coupled receptor signaling pathway
Cellular component (GO): membrane
Molecular function (GO): G protein-coupled receptor activity; odorant binding; olfactory receptor activity
Source: RefSeq, a predicted model, not a curated record
AUGUAAUUGAUGGAAAACUGUUCAGAAGUGACACAGUUCAUUUUGCUGGGACUAACCAAUGCCCCAGAACUACAGGUCUCCCUCUUCGUCAUUUUCACUCUCAUUUACCUCAUCAAUGUGGUUGGGAACCUAGGAAUGAUUGUGUUGAUUCUCUUGGACUCUCAGCUCCACACACCCAUGUAUUUUUUUCUCAGUAACCUGUCUCUGGUGGAUUUUGGAUACUCCUCAGCUGUCACUCCCAAAGUGAUGACUGGGCUCCUCAUAGGAGACAAGGUCAUUUCCUACAAUGCUUGUGCCACACAGAUGUUCUUUUUUGUAGCCUUUGCCACAGUGGAAAAUUACCUGUUGGCAUCAAUGGCCUUUGAUCGCUAUGCAGCAGUGUGUAAACCCCUACAUUACACUGCCACCAUGACAACAAACUUGUGUGCUCAUCUGGCCACAGGCUCCUACGUUUGUGGUAUCAUGAAUUCUGUUUUCCACAUUGGAGAUAUAUUCAGUCUCUCUUUUGGUACAUCCAAUGUGGUUCAUCACUUUUUCUGUGAUGUGCCAGCAGUCAUGGCUCUUUCUUGCUCUGAUAAAUAUAUUAGUGAAGUGAUUCUGGUUUUUAUGUCAAGUUUCAAUGUAUUUUGUGCUCUUCUGGUUAUCUUGAUAUCUUACAUGUUCAUAUUUAUCACAAUCUUGAAGAUGCGCUCGACCAAGGGACACCAAAAGGCUUUGUCCACCUGUGCUUCCCACCUCACUGCGGUCUCCAUCUUCUAUGGAACAGUCAUCUUCAUGUACCUACAGCCCAGCUCCAGUCACUCCAUGGACACAGACAAAAUGGCAUCUGUGUUCUACGCUAUGGUCAUCCCCAUGCUGAACCCUGUGGUCUACACUCUGAGGAACAAGGAAGUGAAGAGUGCAUUCAAGAAAAUAGUUAAGAAGGCAAAAUUUUCCUUAAGAAUGGGAUUUUAG